Linum tenue is the source of this 1197-nucleotide messenger RNA. The record is from the annotation of a GenBank genome assembly. Lineage: Eukaryota; Viridiplantae; Streptophyta; Magnoliopsida; Malpighiales; Linaceae.
GGCUCAUUGUAUGUGGCUGCUAUAAAGACAGGAAGAAGAAGCGAAGCAAAUCCAGAUCCAUUCAAUCAUUCGUCCACUGAUAGAAAGAAAAAGAAAAAAAAAAAAAUCGUUUCAUCCCUUACGCCCGCCGUUUCAAAAUCUCAAUGUCGAUCCAGCACUCGCCGAUCCCGGCGACAUUGAUUCUCCUCCUCCUACUCGUACUGGGCCCUGCCUCCGCCUUCCGGCCACUAAUCCGAAUCCCUAGCGACCGCCGUCACGGCGACGACCAGCUCUACUGCAACAGCUGGAGGCUGUCAGUGGAAGCCAACAACUCCGUCGCGUGGACCGAACCGCCGAAGCGGUGCGCCGACUACGUCGUCAAGUACUUCGAGGGGGAGCAGUACAGCUCGGACCUGGAGGUGUACGCUUCCGAGGCGGCGGCGUACGCCCGCACCGUGCCGGGCGCCGGAGACGGGAAGGACGCUUGGGUGUUCGACGUCGACGAGACCCUGCUCUCCAAUCUGCCUUACUACGGCAUCCACGGUCUCAGUGCGAAACGGUCGGUCCAUGAACAGUCUUGGAACGAUUGGGUGGACCAAGCCGCAUGCCCAGUCUUACCGGCCAGCUUGGAACUAUACAAGGAGCUGAAAAGCCUGGGAUUCACCAUCUUCAUUCUCACCGGCCGGCUCGAAGCACAGAGGAAUGCUUCUGCCGUGAAUCUCCUCGCUCAAGGUUACAGUGCCUGGGAGAAGUUCUUCUUGAGGGAGGUGGAAGAUGAAGAGAAGCCGGCGAGCCAGUACAAAUCGGAGAAGAGGCAGGGGCUGGUGGACGGAGGUUAUAGGAUCCAUGGGAGCUGUGGAGAUCAAUGGAGUGACUUGCAAGGCUAUGCUGUGGCUGCUAGGUCUUUCAAAAUCUCCAACCCUCUCUACUUCAUCCCUUGAUUCUUAGUUCCAUCCACAACAUGCUAGGAUGGAUUUCAGUUAACUUGAUUGAUUGUCUUUCGGAUCAUGUCGUCGCGAGUUUGAUUGUCAUCUCUAAUUACAUCCCCUAGUCCUAGGAUUUCAGUUAACGUGUCAGACUUGUAGUAUUCCUUUCUUCUGAAUAAGUUAUCUAUUGCUGUAAGAUUCCUGCUAUGCAAGACUAUGAACUGGGUUUGUAACCGAAAACAAAAUGAAAUAUUAUGCUAAAAGUGGCUUGGUUGGAUUAAAAACAACAGAA